GGGUGACAUGACAACGUGUUAUCAUAAGUCGUAACGGAAGCAGAAUGUUCAUGUUGGUUCACCUAGUGAAGCAGGUGGCAAGCAAUUCUCGCUGGUCACGGAAGGUGACUAGCCGCACUGUGUCAAGCCUCUGCAGCGUACACACUGCGACCCAGGUCGUUGGUACUCCAUCUCGCGGACCAACGUUGAAUCUCUUCGUGGAUUUCGAAGGAGACCGGUGGACCCGGCUUUUCAGUGGACCAGCAAAGCCUCCUGCUGCGCUUUUGAAACAGCGAGCUGAAGACUUCGAAGUGCGCGAGAUUGCGAGGAACGGCGACCUUGCUGCGUUUUCGCCCGUUGAAGACACUGCGUCCAAGGAUGAGCCACCUGCUGGUAAGUUCGAAGUCGAAGACUGCGUCUCAGAACAAAGUAGCGUGUGCAGCCCUUAUAGACUCGCAUUUGAUGACGGGUGGGCAAGAAGCAAAGAGGUGCUUAGACAGGAACGCAUUGGCCCGCCAUCUAGCGCAGCGGAUUUUUUGGAUCUUGAAAACCAUGACCGAAAGGCAUUUGUGUCGAAGCGUCUCGUUACUCUUUUCGAUGACGGUACUGAAGAUAUUCAGCCUGAGGGUGCUGCAUCGGACGCAUCAAUGGAGUCGGGUGAAGGCAACACUUCAAACCAGCGUCCAAUCAAGCGCCAGCGAGCGUUCUUUCUGCGUGUCAUGCGGGUUAAGGGGGCUCUCGUUGCGCGUUACCAAGAUGAGCUUACACGCGUCACAGCUCGGCUCACUGAGAUCGGUAAAGCGAAAUUUCGAUUGGCGCGCGACCCAUUACUAGAAUUGGCUCUCCAGAGGUAUUUCGAAGAAUGGGAUAGAGUUGCAAUAUUGAGAUUCGUCGAGACGGGCUACUCACGAGAAACACUCCGGUGCCCGUUGAAAGCGGGGAGUUGUACUGAUCCAGCGACGAUUCAAAAAGCGCUGGGAAAUCCAAUACUGGGACUUCUAGUGAAACAUGCUGAUGUUGAUGAUAUUGAUGCUGUUGGAGCUUCCAAUUCCAACUAUGCUACCUCAUCCUCUGGUACUGUAAAUUUUGUGCGUUUGUCGUGGCAAGCACGCGCCAGCAUACCAGAGCUUUUUCUUAGUCAAGUGUGGAGAUUCGAACUAUGGAAAAAAAAUUUGAGCGGUCCAUCUUUACUCCGGAAGCUAGAGUGGGAAUUGAAGCUACCCUACGGAAGUAUUCGCAGUGGAGGUGUCAAAGACAAAAAUGCUGUGACGUGUCAAUUUUUAGAAAUACCGGUCGCUGGCUGCACGCCAGAAAAAGCGAAAAUGGAAAUUGAGGACGCUGUAGCAAGAUUGCGCUCCCGAUGUCUACCACCUAAGCUUGACACAAGAUCUGAUGAGGAGAAUCAACGUCAUAGGUUGCACUCGCAGAGGACGAAUACCUCUUCUUUGCAAGUAGGUAAUUUUCAGCUUCGCUCCCAUGGCUCUCUUAGCUGGGGUGAAACAGGAGGGAACCGGUUCAAAAUCGUGUUACGCGAUAUCGCGGAUAUAUCCAGAGUCAAAGAAAACGUCGAACGCGUUAGGGCACAUGGAUUUCCCAACUACUUCGGGCCUCAGAGAUUUGGUCUCUCUGGGAAUGGAUAUCACCGGGGAGGUUUGAAAGUUGAUCUUAAUGCUGCGUCUAUUUCGAAGCACAGAGAACGGCAAGCAUACUCACCUGACGUUAGUAGCAGUGAACUCGAAAUAAGGGGUGGUGAUCGCAUCAAUGAGAGUUCUGAUUCAUCAUCGCAGAACGUGCGCAUUGGUCUGGCCUUGUUGCGCCGAGACUGGGCAACCGCGCUCCGGGAUUGGCUCGGUGAAACUGAGCCAGGUUUCGAACUAAAGCGAAGGAAAAUGCACAAGGUAUCAAAUCAAACUACAACAGGGGCCACAUCAGUAAUGCGGGACGACAGCGCACAAAGACAAGCACGAAGCAUGCUAGGAAAACGUGGGUGGAAGGAUAGCCAGUGGAUCUUGCGGAACGCAGCACAACCUCAAGUGAUGAAUAUGUGGGUUCUAGCAGUGACCAGCAUGCUUUGGAACGAUGUGGCGAGUGCGACAUUACUGGAGUAUUCGCGAGGCCAAGGGGAAGGCUUUCUCCAGAAUGGCUACACGGAUACUUUUUUAAGCUUGCCUACCCUGGGUAUCCUCCCAAAGGACCAGAAUGCUGCCGGAGCUGAAAGCAGCACGCAAAAUAUAAGAACGGCCUUGUCAGCCUAUCCGAUCACACGUGAGUUGUUAGAAAGACUCUAUGGAAAAAUGCUUUCGAAAUUACGUUUACGCGUCGCAGAUUUCGAUCUAGGUGCAGAUUUGGGGGUAGAAGUUCCCGCGCUCCUACGUUCUGUGAUCUCGCAUCCUCAAAGGGGACAAAUAGAGUUGGAAACUUUUUCGGACAAAAGUACAGCGUCUCUAUGCUUUGCUCUCAACCCAGGCACUUACGCAACAAGUCUAUUGCGCGAAAUCGUGAGUAUUCGAUGAGUUGUUUUUGGAGUAUACUUAUGAGGAUCAUACAGCAUCCAUGCACCAGUAUGUAUAUUAUAACCAAGACCUACAGAAGUAAUGAAAUGUCAUGAGCAGUGGACGACGAGAUGGAAACCUG
Molecule: messenger RNA, 2613 nt
Organism: Amoebophrya sp. A25
Lineage: Eukaryota; Dinophyceae; Syndiniales; Amoebophryaceae
Source: the annotation of a GenBank genome assembly